Asterias rubens (European starfish) is the source of this 3639-nucleotide messenger RNA. Its product is annotated as mucin-22-like. Lineage: Eukaryota; Metazoa; Echinodermata; Asteroidea; Forcipulatida; Asteriidae. Bases 1 to 3639 code for a protein of 1212 amino acids. The transcript has 16 exons. The record is from RefSeq and is a predicted model, not a curated record.
AUGUGUGCAGGAUAUUGCCUGGAGCCAAUGGAUGAAGUGGAAACACUAGAUGAAAAGCGAACUGCCGAGGGCGGGUCUACUAUUGAUGAGCCAAGUGGAUCCUGGUUGGUGGAAGCCCCUAUAUCGCAGGACCGAGACUGGACUCCAAAACUGAUCUUUGAAUAUGCAAAACCGUCAGUCGUCAGAGGAAUCAGGUUGGCAUACACAUCACACAUUCCUGAUAACGGCACAGUAGAACCUCUGAAGAUCAGUUUUAUUGUGUCAUCCAAGAAGCCUGGAGAUGAGGUGUUUACUGAAGUUUCGCAAGUGGAGGUGAACCAACCAAUAAUGACUGCUGAUCUUGAGGAAGGAAAACCCAAGACGGAGAUGUUUCCAGACGUCUCUUCCUUGAAAGAUGUGACUGUUAUUUUGGUGGAAGUGCUCAAUGUUAGUGCUGCAAACUUAAUCAAGUUGGAUGUGGCCAUCUUAGGAUGCACCGAAGAAGUUACAACAGUGACAUCUGAGCCAUUGAGAGACCAGCCGAAGUCAACUGCUCCAAGCAAAGUCAAAGUGACAAGAAAGAAUGUUGUGACAACUCCCUUUGGUACAACCACGGAGGAAACAACAACUAUCAAAACAACUUCGCCUGCAACAACAUCAACAACAAUAGAAUAUUGCUUGGAGCUGAUGGAUGCGGAAAGCGGACUAGAAAAGGGAAGGAGCGCCCAGUUGUCCAGUUCUGGAGACCAGACAGAGAUGGACCCUCAGGAUCCUUGGACCGUCUUGCCUGUCAGCCAAGACGCGCCUGAAGACAGACCGAGCUUGUCCGUCAGCUUCACAAGAGGAUCUAUUGUGCGUGGGUUGAGACUACGAUUGAUCCCUGACACUGUCAAGGAUGAUAGUACCUCAGAAGAAAUUCCAAAGUCAAAAUCUGCUGUCAUCAGUUUGAUACUGUUUGUCAAGAAGGUUGGAGACAAUGAGUUCAAAGCUGUAGUGGAUGAAGUUGGAGAGCCAAAGACAAUAAGAGUAGCUUUGCAAGGGGUUGAUGCUGCAGAUUACAUGCUGCAAGGAGAAAGUCUUGAAAAUAUCCUAGAAGUGCGUUUGGGAAUUAGGAAAGUUUCCCCAGACAGAGCUGUUGUUUUAAGGCUGGAUUUCCUUGGCUGUGCUGAGGCAGUGAAAACAACUACAACGGUUUCAACUGUGACGACAACAACGACUGGUCCUGCCAUGACGACGGAAGAAGUGAAAACCACUACUGUUGUUACUCCAUUGGGAGAAGAAACAACAACAGUAACAACAUCUUCGCCAUUGCUAUCUACGACUCCAGGAUAUUGCCUGGAGCCAAUGGAUGAAGAGGAAACACUCGAUGAAAAGCGAACUGCCGAGGGCCGGUCUACUAUUGAUGAGCCAAGUGGAUCCUGGUUGGUGGAAGCCCCUGUAUCGCAGGACCGAGACCAGACUCCAAAACUGAUCUUUGAAUAUGCAAAGCCGUCAGUCGUCAGAGGAAUCAGGUUGGCAUACACAUCAGACAUUCCUGAUAACCGCACAGUAGAACCUCUGAAGAUCAGUUUUAUUGUGUCAUCCAAGAAGCCUGGAGAUGAGGUGUUUACUGAAGUUUCGCAAGUGGAGGUGAACCAACCAAUAAUGACUGCUGAUCUUGAGGAAGGAAAACCCAAGACGGAGAUGUUUCCAGACGUCUCCUCCUUGAAAGAUGUGACUGUUAUUUUGGUGGAAGUGCUCAAUGUUAGUGCUGCAAACUUAAUCAAGUUGGAUGUGGCCAUCUUAGGAUGCACCGAAGAAGUUACAACAGUGACAUCUGAGCCAUUGAGAGACCAGCCGAAGUCAACUGCUCCAAGCAAAGUCAAAGUGACAAGAAAGAAUGUUGUGACAACUCCCUUUGGUACAACCACGGAGGAAACAACAACUAUCAAAACAACUUCGCCUGCAACAACAUCAACAACAAUAGAAUAUUGCUUGGAGCUGAUGGAUGCGGAAAGCGGACUAGAAAAGGGAAGGAGCGCCCAGUUGUCCAGUUCUGGAGACCAGACAGAGAUGGACCCUCAGGAUCCUUGGACUGUCUUGCCUGUCAAACAAGACGUGCCUGAAGACAGACCGAGCUUGUCCGUCAGCUUCACUAGAGGAUCUAUUGUGCGUGGGUUGAGACUACGAUUGAUCCCUGACACUGUCAAGGCUGAUAGUACCUCAGAAGAAAUUCCAAAGUCAAAAUCUGCUGUCAUCAUUUUGAUACUGUUUGUCAAGAAGGUUGGAGACAAUGAGUUCAAAGCUGUAGUGGAUGAAGUUGGAGAGCCAAAGACAAUAAGAGUAGCUUUGCAAGGGGUUGAUGCUGCAGAUUACAUACUGCAAGGAGAAAGUCUUGAAAAUAUCCUAGAAGUGCGUUUGGGAAUUAGGAAAGUUUCCCCAGACAGAGCUGUUGUUUUAAGGCUGGAUUUCCUUGGCUGUGCUGAGGCAGUGAAAACAACUACAACGGUUUCAACUGUGAUGACAACAACGACUGGUCCUGCCAUGACGACGGAAGAAGUGAAAACCACUACUGUUGUUACUCCAUUGGGAGAAGAGACAACAACAGUAACAACAUCUUCGCCAUUGCUAUCUACGACUCCAGGAUAUUGCCUGGAGCCAAUGGAUGAAGAGGAAACACUCGAUGAAAAGCGAACUGCCGAGGGCCGGUCUACUAUUGAUGAGCCAAGUGGAUCCUGGUUGGUGGAAGCCCCUGUAUCGCAGGACCGAGACCAGACUCCAAAACUGAUCUUUGAAUAUGCAAAGCCGUCAGUCGUCAGAGGAAUCAGGUUGGCAUACACAUCAGACAUUCCUGAUAACCGCACAGUAGAACCUCUGAAGAUCAGUUUUAUUGUGUCAUCCAAGAAGCCUGGAGAUGAGGUGUUUACUGAAGUUUCGCAAGUGGAGGUGAACCAACCAAUAAUGACUGCUGAUCUUGAGGAAGGAAAACCCAAGACGGAGAUGUUUCCAGACGUCUCUUCCUUGAAAGAUGUGACUGUUAUUUUGGUGGAAGUGCUCAAUGUUAGUGCUGCAAACUUAAUCAAGUUGGAUGUGGCCAUCUUAGGAUGCACCGAAGAAGUUACAACAGUGACAUCUGAGCCAUUGAGAGACCAGCCGAAGUCAACUGCUCCAAGCAAAGUCAAAGUGACAAGAAAGAAUGUUGUGACAACUCCCUUUGGUACAACCACGGAGGAAACAACAACUAUCAAAACAACUUCGCCUGCAACAACAUCAACAACAAUAGAAUAUUGCUUGGAGCUGAUGGAUGCGGAAAGCGGACUAGAAAAGGGAAGGAGCGCCCAGUUGUCCAGUUCUGGAGACCAGACAGAGAUGGACCCUCAGGAUCCUUGGACCGUCUUGCCUGUCAGCCAAGACGCGCCUGAAGACAGACCGAGCUUGUCCGUCAGCUUCACAAGAGGAUCUAUUGUGCGUGGGUUGAGACUACGAUUGAUCCCUGACACUGUCAAGGCUGAUAGUACCUCAGAAGAAAUUCCAAAGUCAAAAUCUGCUGUCAUCAGUUUGAUACUGUUUGUCAAGAAGGUUGGAGACAAUGAGUUCAAAGCUGUAGUGGAUGAAGUUGGAGAGCCAAAGGUAAGCAUCUUUGUUUUUCUACUUGCAACUCUGUGCUUGAGAUUGUCUUGA